This is a messenger RNA of Columba livia (rock pigeon), 2966 nucleotides long. It is a transcript of the gene MARS1, whose product is annotated as methionyl-tRNA synthetase 1. Gene Ontology annotation, cellular component: aminoacyl-tRNA synthetase multienzyme complex; cytosol. The coding region runs from base 50 to 2860 and encodes 936 amino acids. Lineage: Eukaryota; Metazoa; Chordata; Aves; Columbiformes; Columbidae. The record is from RefSeq and is a predicted model, not a curated record. The transcript is spliced from 21 exons. Gene Ontology annotation, biological process: methionyl-tRNA aminoacylation. Gene Ontology annotation, molecular function: ATP binding; methionine-tRNA ligase activity.
GAGGCGCUCCCGGCGUGCCCCGCGCGGCCCAGUUGCGUCAGCGGCGGCGAUGCGGCUGCGGGUGGCGCCGGGCGGCCCGGCCGCGCUGAAGGUGCUGGCGGCUGCCGGGGCCGCCGCCGCCCCGGUGCGGCUCGUCUGGGGCGACCCGUCAGAGCGGCCGCUGGCCUCGCCGAGCGCCCCGUGGCUGCCCGCGCUGGAGCUGGACAGCGGCACCGUGCUCUUCUCCCCCAACGCCAUCUGCCAGUUCUUCUUCCUGGCGCGGGGGGAGGAGCCCACCGACCUCACCAACCAGUGGCUGGAGUGGGAGGCCACGGAGCUGCAGCCGGCCGCCUCGGCCGCCCUGUAUGCUCAGCUGGUGCACGGCCAGAAGGGGCUGGAGGCGCUGGAGCCGCUGGGGCAGCUGCUGGAGCACAUAGAGCAGGACCUGAGCAGCAGAGGCACUGCCUACCUCGCCGGGGACACCCAGUCGGUGGCUGACGUGGUCGUGUGGGGUGCCCUGUUCCCCGUCCUUCAGGACGAGACCGGCCUGCCAAGCGAGCUGCCGGCACUGAGGACGUGGUUCCAGAACAUGACGCUUUCGGAGGCCUGCAGGAAAGCUGCCGGCUCGGUUUUGAUGCCCGAAGCGCUGCUGGAGUUCAAGUCUUACCUGCAGAAGCAUCCCCCGCCCUGCCUGGCCACGGGGAGAGCCACCAGCAACGCGCCCGAGGCGCAGCCUGGCGCGGGGACGGGCCACCGUGGGGCUGGUGGCCACGGGCACGCAGACCCUCACUGGGACCAGCCCUCCCCGCAGGGAGAUGGUCCUGAGCGUGCGCUGUCGGAGGAGGAAAUCGCAGCUGCUGUGGCCGCGUGGGCCCGUGGUGCUGCGGCGCUGCCCGGGCCCUGGAAGCCGCAGCAACCUGUGCUGCCUGUGCACGGCAGGAGGAACGUGCUCAUCACCAGCGCUCUGCCCUACGUGAACAACGUGCCCCACCUCGGCAACAUCAUCGGCUGCGUGCUCAGUGCCGACACCUUUGCCAGGUACUGCCGCCUGCGGAACUGGAACACGCUGUACGUGUGCGGCACGGACGAGUACGGCACGGCCACCGAGACCAAGGCGAUGGAGGAGGGUCUGACGCCCCAGGAGAUCUGCGACAAGUACAACGCCAUCCACGCCGACAUCUACCGCUGGUUCGACAUCUCCUUCGAUUACUUCGGCCGCACCACCACACCGCACCAGACCAGGAUUGCCCAGGACAUCUUCCAGCGCCUGCUGGCCCGCGGUUUCCUACUGCAAGACACAGUGGAGCAGCUGCGAUGCGAAGGAUGCCAGCGGUUCCUGGCCGACCGCUUCGUAGAGGGCACCUGUCCCUUCUGCAAUUACGAGGAAGCCCGGGGGGACCAAUGUGAUAAGUGUGGCAAACUCAUAAAUGCUGUGGAGCUGAAGAAUCCACAGUGCAAGCUCUGCGGGGGCGUCCCUGUGGUGAAGACCACCCAGCACCUCUUCCUGGACCUGCCCAAGCUGCAGGAGCGCCUGGAGCCCUGGCUGGAGCAGUCCUUGGCCACCGGGGACUGGACGGCCAACGCGCGCUACAUCACUCGCUCCUGGAUUCGGGACGGGCUCAAGCCGCGCUGCAUCACCCGUGACCUCAAGUGGGGCACACCGGUGCCUCUCGAUGGCUUCCAGGACAAGGUUUUUUACGUGUGGUUUGAUGCUCCCAUUGGCUACUUGUCCAUCACAGCCAACUACACGGAGCAGUGGGAGAGGUGGUGGAAGAACCCACAGCAGGUUGAGCUCUACAAUUUCAUGGCCAAGGACAACGUCCCGUUCCACAGCGUCAUAUUCCCCUGCUCGCUCCUGGGUGCUGACGACAACUACACCCUGGUGAACCACCUCAUCGCCACAGAGUACCUGAACUACGAGGACGGGAAAUUCUCCAAGAGCCGCGGUGUGGGAGUGUUUGGGGACAUGGCCAAGGACACCGGCAUCCCCGCGGACAUCUGGCGCUUCUACCUGCUGUCCGUGCGGCCCGAGGGGCAGGACAGCGCCUUCUCCUGGGGCGACCUCAUGCUCAAGAACAACUCGGAGCUGCUCAACAACCUGGGCAACUUCAUCAACAGAGCCGGCAUGUUUGUGUGCAAGUUCUUCGGUGGCGUCGUCCCCGACAUGGUCCUGACGCCGGAUGACGAGCGGCUCUUGGCCCGUGUCACCCUGGAGCUGCGCCAGUACCACCAGCUGCUGGAGAGGGUCCGCAUCCGCGACGCCCUGAGAUGUAUCCUCAGCAUCUCCCGCCACGGCAACCAGUACAUCCAGGUGAACGAGCCCUGGAAGCGCAUCAAGGGUGACGAGAAGGACAGGCAGCGUGCUGGUACCGUGACCGGUGUGGCAGUGAACGUGGCUUCCGCGCUGGCCGUCAUGUUACAGCCCUACAUGCCCAGCGUCAGCGUGGCCAUCCAGGGGCAGCUCCGCAUCCCGCCCGAGCGCUUCAUCCUGAGCCGCGACUUCACCUGCACCCUGCCCGCCGGCCACCGCGUGGGCACGGUAAGCCCACUGUUCCAGAAGCUGGAGAACGACCAGGUUGAAGCCCUGCGCAAGCGCUUUGGGGGAGGCCAGCCUGAAGAUCUUGCUGUAAAGCCCCAGGCCAAACAGACACAUCCAGCCCCAGCGGCCCUGGUGGCUCCAGGCGACCCGCAGCUGAUCCAGGAGCUGACGGAGAAGGUGGCCGAGCAGGGCAACUACGUUCGGCAGCUGAAGGCCAACAAGGCAGAGAAGGCAGAGGUUGACACGGAGGUGGCCAAGCUACUGGAGCUGAAGAAGCAGCUGUUACAAGCUGAGGGCAAGAGCCCUGAAGUCCCUGUUCCCAAAGGGAAGCGGAAGAAGUAGCACCCGGUCCCUCCGUGCUGGGGAAGCAGCGCCGGUGCCACCCAAAGAGCAGCCCAGGCCGUGCUGGCUGUUGGUUAUAGGGAUGUAAUAAAACACAAGAGCUAUA